Trichechus manatus latirostris (Florida manatee) is the source of this 5679-nucleotide messenger RNA. RefSeq names its product TBC1 domain family member 4 (gene TBC1D4). The coding region runs from base 428 to 4132 and encodes 1234 amino acids. The record is from RefSeq and is a predicted model, not a curated record. The transcript has 19 exons. NCBI's taxonomy places the organism in Eukaryota, Metazoa, Chordata, Mammalia, Sirenia, Trichechidae.
GCCCGAGGCGAGAGCGGCGGUGGCAGCGGAUCUGCAGCGCUGGAGGAGGCGGCGACCGGCCGCGGCGGGAGGCGGUGGCGUAGGGGCCUCGGCGUUCUCUGAUCGGACAGACCCGUAGCGAAGAAGGAAGUCCGGUCCCGAAGCACGAGCUAGAGAAAGGAGGAUGCCGAUUUAACCCGCCCUCUCCUUGGAGCCCGGGUGCCGGGAGCUCGCCUCCGUGCCCGCCGCCGGAGCCUCCGACCUGCGUCCGGGGAAGUGCCGCCUGGGGCAGGGACGCUGAGGCUUGGAGUUCGGGAUCUCGCCGCACCGGGGCGGGCGCGGGAGCCCGGUGUGGGAGUUGGCAGAGUUUCGGCAGCGCCUUCGGCGCUGGAGUUGGGGGCGCGGCGCGCCUGGUGGACCGCCUCAGUGCCCUCCUUAGGCGCGAGUUAUGGAAACCCCCAGCUGCAUUCAGGAUGAGCCGUUUCCGCACCCCCUGGAGCCCGAGCCGGACGCCCCUUCGCAGUCAGCCCCGGGGAAACCCGGCGAGAAGCGAUUCCGAUUGUGGUACGUAGGGGGGUCGUGCCUGGACCGCAGGACCACGCUGCCCAUGUUGCCCUGGCUCAUGGCCGAAAUCCGCCGGCGCAGCCUGAGGCCGGAGGCGGGCGGCUGCGGGGCGCCGCCGGCCCGCGAGGUGCUCCUGGUGCUGAGCGCGCCCUUCCUGCGCUGCGUCCCCGCGCCGGGCGCUGGGGGCCCCGGCCCCGCAGCCGCUCAGCCCAACCCAGCCGUGUUCAUCUUCGAGCACAAGGCGCAGCACAUCUCGCGCUUCAUCCACAACAGCCAGGACCUCACCUACUUCGCCUAUCUGAUCAAGGCGCAGCCCGACGACCCCGAGUCGCAGAUGGCCUGCCACGUUUUCCGCGCCACAGACCCCAACCAGGUUCCUGAUGUUAUCAGCAGCAUAAGGCAGUUGUCUAAAGCUGCCAUGAAAGAGGAUGCCAAGCCCAGCAGAGAUAAUGAAGAUGCCUUUUACAACUCUCAGAAGUUUGAAGUCUUGUACUGUGGAAAGGUGACAGUCACCCACAAGAAGGUCCCGUCAAGCCUCAUUGACGACUGCAUUGAAAAGUUCAGCCUGCACGAACAGCAGCGCCUCAAGAUCCAGGGUGAGCAGCGGAGCACGGAUCCCAGCGACGACUUGGUGGUCUUGGAGGCCGAGGUGCCUAGCUCACCCAGAGACAGCCUGUUGGAGGAAAUAGAUGGCAUCCCCAAUACCCACUCUGGCUUACCCACCGUGGCCAGCCAGCCUGCUCUGUUCAGCUCUCGAGUCUGCUUCCCUGAGCGGAUCUUGGAAGAUUCUGGCUUUGAUGAGCAGCAGGAGUUCCGGUCUCGAUGCAGCAGUGUCACUGGAGUCAUGCAAAGGAAAGUUCACGAGAAUAGCCAGAAAGCACAGCCACGAAGGAGGCAUGCCAGUGCUCCCAGUCACGUUCAGCCCUCGGAUUCAGACAAGAACAGAACAAUGCUCUUUCAGGUUGGACGAUUUGAGAUUAACCUUAUCAGUCCAGACACUAAAUCGGUUGUGCUUGAAAAGAAUUUUAAAGAUGUCUCCUCUUGUUCUCAGGGUAUAAAGCAUGUGGAUCACUUUGGAUUUAUCUGCCGGGAGUCUCCAGAGCCUGGGCUGAGCCAGUAUGUUUGUUAUGUGUUCCAGUGUGCAAGUGAAUCCCUGGUUGAUGAGGUAAUGCUGACUCUGAAACAGGCUUUCAGCACGGCUGCUGCCCUGCAGAGUGCCAAGACCCAGAUUAAGCUGUGUGAGGCAUGCCCUAUGCACUCUCUGCAUAAACUAUGUGAAAGGAUCGAAGGUCUCUACCCCCCAAGAGCCAAGCUGGUAAUACAGAGGCAUCUCUCAUCUUUGACAGAUAAUGAGCAAGCUGACAUCUUUGAACGAGUUCAGAAAAUGAAGCCAGUCAGUGACCAGGAAGAAAAUGAACUUGUGAUUUUACAUCUGAGGCAGCUGUGUGAGGCCAAGCAGAGGACACAUACUCACAUUGGGGAAGGCCCCUCGACUAUUUCAAAUAGUAUAAUCCCAGAAAAUGCGACAAGCAGUGGGAGGUUCAAACUUGACAUUCUGAAAAAUAAGGCUAAGAGAUCCUUAACCAGUUCUCUGGAAAAUAUCUUCUCAAGGGGAGCUAACAGAAUGCGAGGCCGGCUUGGAAGCAUGGACAGCUUUGAACGGUCCAACAGUCUUGCUUCAGAGAAGGACUACUCCCCAGGAGACUCCCCACCAGGAACACCACCAGCCUCCCCACUGUCCCCAGCUUGGCACACCUUCCCUGAAGAGGAUUCUGACUCCCCACAGUUCCGAAGACGGGCACACACAUUCAGCCACCCACCUUCAAGCACAAAGAGAAAGCUGAAUCUACAGGAUGGGAGGGUGCAUGGUGUGUGCUCCCCUCUUCUGAGACAGAGUUCCAGCGAACAGUGCAGUGAUGGAGAAGGGAGAAAAAGGACCUCAUCGACCUGCAGCAAUGAGUCCCUAAGCGCUGGAGGAACCCCUGUCACUCCUCGACGAAUCUCCUGGCGGCAGCGCAUUUUUCUCAGGGUUGCUUCUCCCAUGAACAAAUCUCCCUCAGCAAUGCAGCAGCAAGAUGGACUGGAUAGGAAUGAGCUGCUGCCACUGUCCCCUCUUGCUCCAACCAUGGAGGAGGAACCACUUGUUAUAUUCUUGACUGGUGAUAAUGACCCAGAAAAGGUUGAAGAAAGAAACAAAUCAGAAGAACUAAGGAGUCUGUGGAGAAAAGCUAUACACCAACAAAUCUUGCUGCUUCGAAUGGAGAAGGAAAACCAGAAGCUUGAAGCAAGCAGAGAUGAACUCCAGUCCAGAAAAGUUAAAUUAGACUAUGAAGAAGUUGGUGUAUGCCAGAAGGAGGUCUUAAUAACCUGGGAUAAGAAGUUGUUAAACUGCAGAGCUAAAAUCAGAUGUGAUAUGGAAGAUAUUCAUACUUCUCUUAAAGAAGGAGUUCCCAAAUGUCGACGAGGAGAAAUUUGGCAGUUCCUAGCUUUACAGUAUCGUCUGAGACACAGAUUGCCUAAUAAACAACAACCUCCUGACAUAUCAUAUAAAGAACUUUUAAAGCAGCUCACUGCUCAGCAGCACUCUAUCCUUGUGGAUUUAGGGAGAACAUUUCCUACUCACCCUUACUUUUCAGUACAACUCGGAGCAGGACAGCUGUCGCUCUUUAACCUCCUGAAAGCCUAUUCUUUGCUGGACAAAGAAGUCGGUUACUGCCAGGGGAUCAGCUUUGUGGCUGGAGUCCUGCUUCUGCACAUGAGUGAAGAGCAAGCCUUUGAAAUGCUGAAGUUCCUCAUGUAUGACCUCAGCUUCCGCAAGCAGUACAGACCCGACAUGAUGUCACUGCAGAUCCAAAUGUACCAGCUGUCAAGGCUCCUUCAUGACUAUCACAGAGAUCUCUACAAUCAUCUUGAAGAAAAUGAAAUCAGCCCCAGUCUUUAUGCUGCCCCCUGGUUCCUCACAUUGUUUGCUUCUCAAUUUCCAUUAGGAUUUGUAGCCAGAGUUUUUGAUAUAAUUUUUCUUCAGGGAACUGAAGUUAUAUUUAAGGUUGCACUCAGCCUACUGAGCAGCCAAGAGACACUUAUAAUGGAAUGUGAAAACUUUGAAAAUAUUGUGGAGUUUCUUAAAAACACCCUACCUGAUAUGAAUACAUCUGAAAUGGAAAAAAUUAUUACACAGGUUUUUGAGAUGGACAUUUCUAAACAGUUACAUGCCUAUGAGGUGGAAUAUCACGUGCUGCAGGAUGAGCUUCAGGAAUCUUCAUACACCUGUGAGGAUAAUGAACCUGUGGAGAAGCUGGAGAGGGCCAAUAGCCAACUGAAAAGACAAAACAUGGACCUCCUGGAAAAAUUACAGGUGGCUCAUGCUAAAAUCCAAACCUUGGAAUCAAACCUGGAAAAUCUUUUGACCAGAGAGACCAAAAUGAAAUCUUUCAUCCGGACCCUAGAACAAGAGAAAAUGGCAUAUCAGAAGACAGUGGAGCAAAUCCGGAAGUUGCUGCCAGCAGAUGCCCUAGCCAGCUGCGAAUUGCUGCUGAGAGACCUAAACUGCAACCCUAAUAACAAAGCCAAGACAGGAAGUAAGCCAUAAUGUAAGAAGUGCCAUUUCAGUAGUAAGUGCUACUUAGAGUACUAAGGAAAAGAAGAGUUUAUAUGCUGGCUGAACGCUGAACACUGAGGCUGAUGGAACCGUCUAACACCGGUGCUGAGCCUCAAGUCAUAGCUGGUGGACUGCGUGCUCUUAGAGUCUGCGAACCCUAAGCCAUUGUACAGAUGUAGGCUGGCUGGUGGUGGUGGACAGCUAUGUACAUGUAUACAGAAAGUACAUGAACGAUUCAUGCUUUCAGAGAAAAUAGGUGUAUAUUUAGAGCAAUUUUUUAGUCAAAACUUCAUGAAAUCCACACCAAAGGGAAGUUAAAGUGAAAUUCCCCUUGGAGAUACGUCAAAUCUUUUGUUGUCUUUGUAGUGAAACAAAACUAGAGCAUCUUUGUAUAUUGAAAUAUACUUGAAAAAAAUGAAUGUAUUUUUUUCCUCCAAAGAACAGCAUGUUUCAGUCAGUGGUGGAGAGAGGGGGAAGGGUGGAAACAUUUAUGUAACUUUAUAUGUACCUGUCUUAAAGUCUACCGACAUUGUAUAUGAGGGGAAUCGACUGAUUGGCAGUCACGCCCCUGUGGGUAUUUCAGGAAGUUGGGAGCAUUGCUGUCCUGCCUGCCUUGUACCAACUAGCAUGUUGCGCCCACAUGCAUUUUGAGUCUGGUUCGUCAUUACUUGAGAUGUGUGUAAGGAGAAACCGAGACCCACGUUAAAGGAGAAAGUUGCUAAUUUUCUAGCAAAUUAGACCAGCAUUGUUACUCAAACCAAAAGCAUCAGACAUAAAACAUUUAAUUUGGGACCUAAAUUGUCUAGGUUAGCUUUCUACCAUUUUAUUUAAAUUACUCCUACAGUUGUGAAUUGACUCCUCUUUACUUGGUGCCAUGGUCAGUGGCAACCGUUUGCCAUUUUCCCACCCAAAAGUAAGAGCUCUUAGUUUACUUCUCUCUCUACCUUAAGUGAAGGAUGAGGAAAUGCAAUUAUGAUUGGUUUUCUAAAGAGAACAUGCUGGGUUGAGAUACCGUGGUUUUUUGGGGUUUUUUUGGUCAAUUGAAAGAAUCUAAUAAACUCUAAUUAAAUUUCCUUUUCAUGUAAAAACUUAUAUAGGAACUGUGAAGUGUUUAAGAGCAAACUUUGUUGAACUCCAUUGGAAGGGAAGGGGAAAGUGGCACCGAGGCCAUGUGAAAACCUAGGGUUCAGCAUUUAGACUCCCAACUUCCUCAGCCCACAGACAGCUGAUCAGAGAACAUUCCUGCAUGCUGGGUGUAUGGAAGGACAGUGAUUUUCGGAGUACACACGCAGUUGUCUGUUUCAGAGAUGAUUCUACCAUGGUGCCUCUGAAAGUUAAUGCAGCAUUUUUGCCUUUCCAAACAAGAUUUACCAUCCCUGCUUUUUGCAGUGCCUGUAUUAUCACAGGUGGACUAGCUGAGUUAAUUUCCUUCAAAGGGAAUUUGUUAUACAACAAAGUUGAAAUUUUAUCAUAGGGUAGAAGAUUAAAGCACUAAAGCUUUUGGAAAACUCUCAACAAAGUUGAAAUUUUAUCAUAGG